This is a messenger RNA of Hydractinia symbiolongicarpus, 3391 nucleotides long. RefSeq lists its product as uncharacterized. The transcript is spliced from 2 exons. NCBI's taxonomy places the organism in Eukaryota, Metazoa, Cnidaria, Hydrozoa, Anthoathecata, Hydractiniidae. The record is from RefSeq and is a predicted model, not a curated record. Bases 1 to 2496 code for a protein of 831 amino acids.
AUGAAAACAAGACAAAGUUAUUAUACCAUCAAACUACAUACUGAAAUGUGUUUACGGACCAAUUAUGUUUUCAAACAUCGUUAUAUACUGAUGUUUUUAAUACUUGUUAUUUUAUAUUGCGCAUUUUCAAUUCUAUUCAUCAAGUACACAGUCUUUACCAGCCUUCAACCAUUGCUUAAACUUGUUAAAAGAAUGAGUAAUGUAGAUAAAAACAAGACCAUAUGCCCUGUGCUAGCUAUAAAUAAAAAAUACGUUAUUACUGCAGAUGACAACUUGUGCGUGCCACGUCAACCCUCUGAAUCUGGAUGUGACGUAGCAGCGCGGAUAUUCAAGUAUAAUGCUAGCAGAAGCUGCGAUGUAAGUUCAGGAGUACGUAUAUGCUGGUUUGAAAACAAUGCGCUACGCUGCUCUGGAAAAACUUGUGGUAAACUCUACAAUGAUAACAUAACUGUUUUUAUGUUUAACUACUCGACUGGUUCAGUUCAAACGUUUGCAACUAAUUUUACGGCGGACGAAGAUAUUACCAGUUUUGUAUCUACUUAUGUACAAAGAACUAUAAAGAAUGGCUUUCACUUUCUGUUUGUAAGUUGUGCAGGUCAAGAAAAUAAAACACAACUACUUGUUCUGGAUGAACACUUCCCGUCGAAGACUUCCCAUCCAAGAAAAAAUCAAAAAGUCGACAAAUCUUUGAAUAAUUGUUUAAAUAUAAAUGUCGUAUUUUUCGACUCGAUCUCAAGGGGACAUUUUUAUCGCUCGUUGCAGAAAACUAUAAACUCUUUUAAUGAAAUAAAUUCCGUCGGAGAUGCUGAAGUUCUUGACUUCGAACUUUUUCAAGCUUUGUAUGGUCACACUGUCCCCAAUAUACGAGCUUUAUACUUGGGAAAAUCGCUUUCAAACAAUAUGAGCAAACCUGAAAUUGAAAACGUGCCUGUGGUUGCCAAUGAUUUUCACAAACAUUUCAAAAGAUUGGGUUACAAAACCUUAUAUCAGGAGGAUCUUUGUUGGAGAUCACCAUGGGGUCUUCGAUUCGACCUUGGUUCUCACGCAAAUACAGCUUGGAGUGAAUUUUACAAGGCAUUGAAUGAGUCAUAUAUCGACGAAACAGGUCUUACAUUCGCAUCCUGCAAGGUACUGGAGUUGUUUAAGUUACGACACAUCUUCAACACAGACGAAAAUGAAAAUAUUUGUUAUAACGGCAAGCAACAGGACUCCUAUUUUCUGGAUUACAUCGCCAACAAGUAUCGAUCUUUGUCAUCCACAGAUGCACACGCUUUAUUCUCGUACACAGCAUUACAUAUUGCGCAUGAUUCAGGUGGCGUUCGCAUUCAAACGAUUGAUCAAGACUUGGCAAAGUUUGUGUCUUUGAUGUCACGAAUGGACAAUACAUUGACUGUCAUUCUAGCAGAUCACGGAAAUACGUACACAGAUUAUGUAUAUACCAACAUCGAAGGUCGUUAUGAAAUGUUUCAUCCAUCUUUGUUCAUGGUUGUACCAAAAGGCGUGCAACAAUAUAUUGGUGAUGAUGUGAUGACGUCAUUAAGGUUAAACCAAAAGCGACUUCUUACUAUGAUUGAUAUUCAUCACACUCUGUAUGCUUUAACUGAUAAGAACUACCAGAAAAAAGGUUUAUUAAGAGAAAUCUCAGCAAAAAGAAAUUGCUCGCAGUUACCAUUGAUUCAACCAAAUUUAUGUCUGUGUAAAAAAUGGCGCCACCCAGUUCAAGAUUUGAAAGACAUUUUAGGACAGCUCGAGUUUGCUGUUGGAAAACUGAACAAUAUGAUCACAAAUUACUCAACGCAUGACCAAUGUAAACGUUUGGUACCGAUACAUGUUGAAAACGCCUAUCAACAGAUGCACGACAGCCAGCUGAUCACCACUUUUGAUGUUCAUACUGAACCUGGCAUCAAUUCUAAAAAUAAACAUGACGUCUUUAACGUGCAGGUGUCAUCUCAAACAAUCUCAGAGCUAAAUAGUUUUCAUAUGAAAUUGCUAGCAUGGGAUAGAGUCUCUCAAUAUGGGGUUUAUAAAACAUGUAAUGAUAUGAAGUCAUUUAACAUGUUAUGCGUAUGUGAUCUUCCUGUGGAUAUUGAGAACGAAACUUUCUUGAAUGCUGAGAAUAGAACAAAUAUUUUUUACGAAAGUCGUACAUCGCUUGGGUACACCAUGGCUCAUUAUCAUGAAACUAUUAUAGCUAUAUAUAAAGAAAGAGUAUCGUUACUCACAAGAAUCUAUAAAUACAAAGAGGAUCCUACCGAUGAAGAACAUCUAAUCGUGUCAGCCUCAUUUGAAGUAUUGAACGUUCCUUCUGUCAACAAUUCCAACUCCUUCUACAUAUCUUUAAACUUCACACGUUUAGAAAACAUGAAAUUUGCAUCUGCUGGAAAAUGUGAAGGGGUUGUGCCAGCAAAUAAAGUAAUUUAUAUAUGUUCAGUUGUCAGUACUUGGUCCCUUACCGAUGCAGACUACAGAGUGGUUCUUAGCUUCAGAAUGGUUUGAGUGAUGUUUUAAGAUGCAGUGUUUUAGAUGUACAUUUUGCUACCAGAAAUGUAUGUCUUGGCUGUAAAGUGGAGUCACAACAGCCUGAUUAUAGUUUGUUUACUUUAAAUCUUAAAAUCCUGAGAAGCAGAUAUAUAAAAAGUUUCCCUUUUCGUAAAAGUUGUGUGCAUUGACUUUUAUUGUUUUCGUGUGGUUGGUUGAAUUAAAGAAUAAGUUGUUCGUCUGCAUAAAUCUCUAUGGAAUGCCGAAAAAUUGAACACCAAUCAAAUGCUAUGUUGUUUUUAUCAUUUUCCUCUUUCUGUGGUUUAUUGCGAAUUUUGUUUUCGUACGAAUUGUUGAAUUGCUAAAUAUAAAAAUAAGUUCAUAGCCCAACACCAUAGCCAAUGAAAUUCCUUUUUGCAAUAUUAUAACAACACCUGCACAUAAGUCAUCAACACAUCAGUUCAAAAACACCAACUGAAGAAGUUGAUUAGUUAUAAUCAGCAAUAUUAUGUUGAUUAAUUUUUUUCCAAAUGCGCGCUUUUCAAUAUUUUUCUGGACAGAUUGUCAGAACAUCCUUACAAGCAAUAGUGUGCACACAUUUCUUUAUGUACAAAUUUUCAUGCAUCAACUUAUUUCACAUAUCCACAGAAGACAGACUUAAGAUUUUUACAAAAUUCUAUUUUUGCUGAUCUCAGCAUAUCCCUUCCGCCAAUUGUUCAGUGCUUUAAAGACCAAGCUAUUAAUGGCGCUCUGUAGCCUACUAGUUGCAGGGCAAUAGUCUACUACUACCAUAGUCACUCAAAAAAGUGUUUUUUCGAGUGAUCAUACUGCUAUUUGUCAUUUUUGAAAGUAAGAUCACUUCACAGUUAAAACUUGUUUAAAAAUGUGUACAAAAAGGGAUCGUCGCUCAUUU